Messenger RNA from Marasmius oreades (fairy-ring Marasmius), 1162 nucleotides. RefSeq lists its product as uncharacterized. The record is from RefSeq and is a predicted model, not a curated record. Bases 137 to 847 code for a protein of 236 amino acids. The transcript has a single exon. NCBI's taxonomy places the organism in Eukaryota, Fungi, Basidiomycota, Agaricomycetes, Agaricales, Marasmiaceae.
CGCAGCCGGUGCACGGUGCAGCACGUGAAACGUCAUUGUUAUAUCUGUUCGCGUUACCUAGUUUCUGUCGCAACCAUGUUACUUGUAUAAAUUCCAAAAUGCCUCUCUAGCAUUCUCCCCCCACCUUUUACGAACCAUGACAAUGAUGAAGCACGUACGAUUCGCCAAGACCAACACCAUCCAUCACCUCUCCAAAUCCAUUUCUUCUCGUCCUCUGCCCGACGAACUCUUACGCGUCUCGACGACGCCCCAUCGCAGGUCUCGCACUUCCUCCCAGGCGGAGCAUCCCUAUGCCCUCUACAAACCCACCAACGUCUUACACCCACAUCUCCCCAUCCGACUCCACUUUCUCCUCGCCUUCUCACCCUACAAGACCCCUGCCAUCCACUAUGACCUCUCUCUCCCCUUUUCCAUCAUCCAACAAUCUCCCUCCAACAGCAUUCUCACAGAGCCCGCCACAGAACCCCCAGUCUCAUCACUCACCAUCACUUCUCCCAUCCUCAAAUGGUCCAUCACCGUCACCCCCCCUCCCUCCCUCCUCCCCCGCCAAUCACCCAUCCCCUACGUGACCGUGCUCGACGUUCUCAUGGCCUUGAUGAGAGACAUGAACAUCCCCGUCACCUCAUCAGAAUACCAAACUCUUCCUUCUCACGACGCAACCGCGAAAGUGAACGAAGCUUACUUUCAACGCUGUAGAAACAUCGCAGACUCUGCUUCUCGUACAGUAGAAGAGGCCCGUGGUGUCAAGCGCGUGGAUUUCUUGAUGGGUUGUAAUAAGUUUUUGGGACUCUCUUCGAGAACUUCUUCGAGAACUGGAGAGAUGAUUUGGGAGCUGAAUGUGGCUUAGCCGCCCCUCCCCGCUGUUCUCGUCAUUGACAUUUUUCAUUUUCCCUCUUUUUCAUUGCAUCGCAUCGCAUCAUCCCCAUCCUCAUCCCUAACUGCAUUCCAAACAAGUAUAAUUCCCUAAUCUCCCUGCUUUGACUUUCGCUCUUUUGGGUUUAAGAAAACCAUUGAAAAAAUCUGUACUUUAUCUGUAUUUAUGUUUUUAUGAAACGACCUGUACCAUUUUACUAAAGACAAGUUAGAUAUAUAUAUACAUAUAUGAAAUGUGCAUUUUGGUUAGAUACAUAUGAACAUAUGCUUUCUAAAUUUCGUGCGCGCG